GCUGAAUCGGUUUGCCAAACUUAUCAGGACCCUUCUGCUGUGAUGACCUAGUCAACGAGACAAGAGAUCGGUGUGCCCUCGAGAAGUGUGUUUGCAGCACGUCCGCUCGUGUCCGUAUCUGUACCCGACAAAUGAAACAUCGGCUUCGUGAACAGUAUCGUACAACAUAGUCGUGCAACAUCGUACUACGUGCACCGACUUGUAAGUAAGUAGUGAUCUUAACCCGGUGAAGAUUGUUGCUUGCGCAGAUGUUGCUUUUUUCUAAAUUUGCCUUGCAGGAUUUCGACGUAGCGACCCCCCUAUAUAGAAAAAGUGCGUAGAUUCGGCCAGAUUGCAUCGAAGUAGGGUGAAGUAUCACCGCAUGCAACUGCACUAGUAUACAAGAUAGAAGCCGAUUGGUGUCUACAUUUGCUGUAUCAGUCUUUUCACCAUGUAUCAGUGGGUGCUUCUUACUUUCUAUAUUAGCUUUCGAAGCGUAUCAUGUGCCCGGUUGGCGGGUACUGGAGUAGAUCUAUUUGGCAGGGCGUGCUAAAUUCUGACGCUACGCUCUGACAUGCAUCCUAAAUAUCACGGUGUAAACAUACAGUUUUGCUAGAAGUGUACCCACUGACUAUAUCAGUUUUGACUCUUCUGAACCAGGAUCAACGUUUGAGAGCCACGCCCGCCGCAGCCAUGUUGUCUUCACGUCCUGGCGCCCCCGUUGCUGUGGUUCAGCUCACGGAAGAGGACGAGCCACCGGGGACAUCACGACCCCCAUUUUCCGUGCCGAAACCCGUGCAGAUUUCGAAGCGAUCUUGGACUUACCCACUCCUUUUCGAGGACAUUGCGGCUUUUACUGCCACCACAGACCUCCACCAUCAAGGCCUCACCGCGGGAGCAGGUGGCUCCUCUCCCCUUUCCGGCCCCGCCAGCCCGUCGGGCGAUUUCAGGAGCGCGCAGCCGCAUGGGAUUUUGACCAGUGAAGACUUCUGUUGGGAGGAUCGGUUCGUGGACCUUGCUCCGUUGGCGCGGGGGGGCUUCGGUCGCGUGUACUCAGCGGUUGACACUUUAAACCGGAACCGAAAAGUCGCGCUGAAAAUGGAGAGCAUAGGCAGCCGCCACGCGGUGUUACUGGAGGAGGCCAAGGUGUUGCAGAAACUGCAGGGGCUGAUUGGCGUGCCGAGGUUGUUUGGAUACGGAGUGCAGGGGAUCCAGAAUGUCAUGGUGAUGGAGAUGGUGGGGCCCAGCAUGGCCCAGAUGCUGGCCCGCCACGGCUCGAACGAGUUCGAUGUGAAAACCUGGGUCCUGAUUGCGCUGCAGAUGCUCCGGAUCCUGGAGGGGAUUCACAAGGCGGGCUACGUGCACCGCGACGUGAAGCCCAGAAAUUUCGCGUUGACGAUGCCGGCCAGCAGCGAGCCAGGUGGAUACAGUGGGGAGGCUGGAGCAGGUAAAUAUGGAGGCGGAGCGGACGACUACACCGUGACGGGACUUUUGUCGCAUAACACGAGUACGGAUGCGCAACAGGGCAGCAGCGAAGGUGACAGCCACACUUUGUCAUUCUUCAGUGGGAGCGGGAGGGAGCUCGGACUGGGAGCGAAAAAAGAAGAGGAAACGGCUACAACGACGGCGUCGUCCCGACGGUUCGGUUUUACUUCACAGCGCACGGCAUCGGGCUUUCGCGUCGGAGCCAAGGGCUGGGGCUUUCGGUACGGAAAGUGCAUCAUUUUGCUCGAUUACGGGCUCGCCAAGCCGAUCGAGCGACGAACCACGGGAAGUAAUAGUGCGGGCGGUUCUGCGCUUCCCGGCUUGCCGGGCGACCUAGACGGGACGGCGCGAACCAAGACUGCCGGCGCAGUCCUAGUCACGAAGCAGUCCAAUGCUUACAAGUCUCGGUCGCAGCAGUUUUCUCCCUCCCGAGGAUCAAAUACUCCGAUGAUCGCCGGGCCUCUUUCUAAUUCUAACCGUGGUAAUUAUGUUGGCCGCCCGGCCUCGCGAGAGUUUGCGCCGCCUGCCCGGGGCGGGAGCAACUCGCCACUUCAAGGCGGCGGCAGCCCGGUGCUGGCCCGGCAACGCGGCAGAAGCAACGAUCUUCCCUCCCCGCCCCUUGGUGGCGCAGGCCCGGUGCUUGCUCGGCAGCGCGGAAAACAGGAUCAAAAUCCAGCGUACGGAAGCCCGCUGAAGAAAGUGGUGUCGGGGCAAGAGUUUCUGGAUCUCGACGGUGGCGAUAAUGUAAUCGCACAGCUCUCUGGCGGAAGGAGAAUAGCAAACAUAGGCGGGAGCUCCGGCAGCACUCCAUCUCCCGUUCCGGCCGCAAGAUCGAAGAACAAGAAUUCGGAUUAUGCGGUACAACAGCAACUUCCGGGGACGCGUCAGAAUCUGCUUCUGCAACCAGCCAAUAACCAACCUCCGCAGCUCGAGCAAUGCGCGAUUGACAUGCUGUGUGGAAUGACGCACGAGAUGGUUGUGGAGUUGCUAAAGCGCGGGGAUUUGUUGGAAGAUUUUGUACGGCAGGGAGUCAAGGAGGGUCUCGCCGUGGGCGUCGUGAAUCUGAACUUCAACAAUCCUGCCCCACCGCGACCGCAACUCGCGGUCUCGUCUUUUCCCACCGAGGCGAGCGAAACCGCAGAGAUGUGGCCGGGCGGAGGCAAGGACCGCACGUCGACCUUCAGCCUGCUCCGGGAGGACUUCGACCUGCAAUUCCCGCCGCAGAAGCGGGUGGAUAGGGCGGUGAUGCAGCGCAAACCGAGCAUCAACCACGUAUCGUCCCGGCGGGACCAGUUUUUGGCUGCCCUCACCGCGGACGGAGCGGUACCGGGGUCCAUCCGCGGGGACUGGUUCCGGCAGGUGGGCACGCGUGAGGUGAUCCAGGAGUUCGCGCUCUCCGCCGGCCGCUGGUACUUGGACAGCAUGGGCUCCUCCUUUCUGACCGGCAGCGCAAUGGUAACUGACGAGCAAGCAAUGCAACUCGCCAACAAGGACAUACUACAGAACGAAGUGAUCCCUGGGAGCAUUCUCGACGUCCCCGGUGCGACAGGUAGUAGUCUUAAACUUUCGCGAAAAACGAGCAAGGACAGAGAGAAAAAGAAAAAAGCGACCAUUGCCGCAGGGCCCCCGGUGGUCCGCAAGCAGUUCUCGCGGGAGGACUACCACGGCGUGGGUGCAGCAGGGCACUACCAUGCACUAGACAACAAUGCGUUCGUGGGUACGGUUGACUUCGCCUCACCCGGUGCGCACGAUCGGGACAGCGUGCGCUACCUGGACGAAGUGGAUGAUCUUUACGGACUAGGAUACACGCUCGUCGCCCUGAUGAACAAGGGCAAGCUGCCGUGGUCCCGCCCCGAUUCCAUGGAACUCGAGGAACAGGUGGGCGUCGAAAAGCGCAACAUUUCCGCACAGGCACUCUGUGCAAACUGCCCCCACAAGUUCCUCGAUUUCUUCGACUACUUGCGGGAACUGCGCCCAGAGUACUGCGAAUCUUCGGGAACUGGUGGAGGUUCUUACGGGAAUAAAACGAAAUCUUCCACGAUCAAAGGUGUUCAGCCGGGUGUGAGGGACAGCCUUUCGACGACGAUGUCCCGGGAAAGUUCUUCGUCGACCCCCGAGUUGAACAUUGACUACCAGCGCAUCUCGAAACUGUUCUUGGAAAUCGCAGACGAGGAGGAAAUCAAUAUCCAGGAUGUGGGCUACUUCUGGGACCGCACCAAAUCAACCUGGGGUGACCAUCUAUACGGAAAAAACUGCUAUCCCCGAUUGCUUGGGCAACUCGAGCAGAGGCGCCGGUUUGCGUCGUAGCGCGCAAAAUGUAAACUGCGUUGCUCGUUCGAACGAGGGAACUCUGCUGUUGAUUUUGCGGAGUUGGUGGACUUCGAAUUUGAUGGGCAAGAAAACGCGCCAAUUGUAAAGUAACCUGUGUAUAGAAAUGUACCAAUCAAUCAAAAAAAGGAAUGUCUCGUUCUCG
Amoebophrya sp. A120 is the source of this 3937-nucleotide messenger RNA. The record is from the annotation of a GenBank genome assembly. NCBI's taxonomy places the organism in Eukaryota, Dinophyceae, Syndiniales, Amoebophryaceae.